Molecule: messenger RNA, 2874 nt
Organism: Prionailurus viverrinus (fishing cat)
Lineage: Eukaryota; Metazoa; Chordata; Mammalia; Carnivora; Felidae
Gene: GPAT2
Product: glycerol-3-phosphate acyltransferase 2, mitochondrial
Exons: 20
Coding region: 164-2746 (860 amino acids)
Cellular component (GO): mitochondrial membrane
Source: RefSeq, a predicted model, not a curated record
GGGCUCCCUUUUAGCCGGCUACGCAGAGGCCGCCAGCCCUUGCCUUCCGGCGUCUUCACGGGUUGCUGUUUUGGCGGGAGUUCGCGGCGGGUGUGAGGUAAGGUUCCUGUGGGGGGAGAGAGAGGCGCAGAAGUGGCUAGUUCCCAGAUUUUAUAGGCCCCCAAUGGAUACCAUGUUGGAAGCCAGACUCCAGACCAAGCAGAGGAACACCCAGAACAGCCGGGAGACCAGCUUGUGGUCCUCAGGCUUUGGGAUGAAACUGGAGGCUGUUACCCCAUUCCUGGGGAAAUAUCGCCCCUUUGUGGGUCGCUGCUGCCAGACCUGCACUCCUAAGAGCUGGGAGUCCCUCUUUCACAGAAGCAUAAUGGAUCUAGGCUUCUGCGACGUGAUUCUGGUGAAGGAGGAGAACACCAGGUUUCGGGGCUGGCUGGUUCGGAGGCUCUGCUGUUUUCUGUGGUCACUGGAGCAACACAUACCACCUUGUCGGGAUGCCCCAGAGAAGAUCAUGGAAAGAACUGGGGUGCAGAAUGUCAUCUCAGGGAGGGACCCAGGAGGGGCUGGAGAAGGCCAGGUGUCAGGCCUUGUGAAGAAAGAGGUACAGCGCAUCCUGGGCCAUAUCCAGGCUCCACCCUGCCCCUUCCUACUCAGGCUAUUUAGCUGGGCGCUGCUGCGGUUCCUGAAAUGUGUCUUCCUGAACGUGCAGCUCCACAAGGGCCAGAUGAAGAUGGUCCACCAGGCCGCCCAGGCGCAGGGCUUGCCGCUUGUCCUCCUCUCUACCCACAAGUCCCUCCUGGAUGGGAUCCUGCUGCCCUUUGUGCUGCUCUCCCAAGGCCUGGGUGUGCUCCGUGUGGCUUGGGACCCCCGCACCUGCUCUCCCACCCUCAGAGCUCUGCUAAAGAAGCUUGGGGGCCUUUUCCUGCCCCCAGAGGCCAACCUCACCUUGGACAGCUCUGAGGGAGUCCUUGCAAGGGCCGUGGUCCAUGCCGCUAUAGAGCAGCUGUUGGUCAGCAAGCAGCCCUUGCUUAUAUUCCUGGAAGAGCCUCCUGGGGUCCUGGGGCCUCGGCUGUCAGCCCUGGGCCAAACCUGGCUGGGACUGGUGGUGGAGGCUGUCCAGCUGGGCGUUGUCCCAGAUGCUAUGCUGGUGCCAGUGGCCAUCACCUAUGAUCUGGUUCCAGAUGCACCCUGUGAUGCAUACCACGCCUCGGCCCCACUGGGGUUGUGGACAGGAGCUCUGGCUGUCCUGCGGAUCCUGCGAGGCUGGGGCCGCAGCCGCCCAGUCUGUGUCCGUGUUCACCUGGCCCAGCCCUUCUCCCUACAGGAAUACACCAUCAACGCUAGAAGCUGCUGGGGCAGCAGGCAGACCCUGGAGCAGCUGCUGCAGCCCAUCGUGCUGGGCCAAUGCACUACUGUCCCGGACACGGAGAAGGAGCAGGAGUGGACUCCAGCAACUGGGCCCCUUCUGGCGCUCAAGGAAGAGGACCAGCUCCUGGUCAGGAGGCUGAGCCGUCAUGUCCUGAAUGCCAGCGUGAUGAGCUCGGCAGUGAUGAGCACAGCCAUCAUGGCGACACUGCUGCUCUUCAAGCACCAGAAGGGUGUGUUCCUGUCACAGCUCCUGGGGGAGUUCUCCUGGCUGACCGAGGAGACGCUACUGCGUGGCUUUGACGUGGGCUUCUCAGGGCAGUUGCGGUGCCUUGUGCAGCACACGCUGAGCCUGCUACAGGCACAUGUGACCCUCCUCCGCGUCCAUCAGGGGGACUUGCUCGUAGUUCCUCGGCUGGGUCCCGGCCUCACACACCUGGCACAUCUGAGUGCUGAGCUGCUGCCUGCCUUCCUGAGUGAGGCUGUGGGUGCCUGUGCUGUCCGGGGGCUGUUGGCAGGCAGGGUGCCGCCUGAGGGACCCUGGGAACUACAGGGCAUCGAGCUGCUGAGCCAGAACGAGCUGUACCGCCAAAUCCUGCUGCUGCUGCACUUGCUACCACAGGACCUGCUGCUGUUACAGCCCUGUCAGUCUUCCUACUGCUACUGUCAGGAAGUGCUGGACCGUCUCAUCCAGUGUGGGCUCCUGGUUGCCGAGGAGACCCCAGGCUCCAGGCCAGCCUGUGACACAGGGCGGCAGCGUUUAAGCGCAAAGCUGCUGUGGAAGCCAAGUGGAGACUUUACUGAUAGUGACAGUGAUGACUUCGAGGAGGCUGAGGGCCGGUUCUUCAGGGUAAGUUGGGAGAAGCCACAGUGGAAGGAGGGGGCAGGCAGGCAGUGGGAACUGCCCUCAUUCUGGUCUGUCCCCUCCAGCUCAGUCAGCAGUCACGCUGCCCUGACUUCUUCCUCUUCCUCUGCCGCCUGCUCAGCCCGCUGCUCCAGGCCUUUGCACAGGCUGCCACCUUCCUCCACCAGGGACAGCUGCCUGAUACAGGUGAGGCCCACACUUCCCUGGCUCUCCAGAGGGAGGGGGGAGAGCUCAGGGCAGAGGCUGUGCAGGGGCCCCAGGCCUAGGUUUUUCUCUCCCACAGAGUCGGGCUAUGCUGAGCAGCUGUUCCAGUUCUUGCAGGCCACUGCCCAGGAGGAAGGGUUCUUUGAGUGCGCAGACCCAAAUCUUGCUAUCAGUGCUAUUUGGACCUUCAGAGACCUGGGGGUGCUGCAACAGACACCCAGCCCUGCAGGCCCCAUGCUCUACCUGUCCCCUGCGUUCACCAGCUGGGAAAAUCAGGAGAAGCUGGAACAGUUCAUCCGGCAGUUCAUUUGCAGCUAGAACUGUGGGAUGGAGUGCCUGCUGAGAUUCUCAGCCCCAGAUCAUAGCCAUGCUCUGGAGCCAGAAGACUGGAAGGGAGGCUGUACACCCCUACCCGAACUGUAUAUAAAACCUUUUCUUGUUUCAUU